AUAAUUAAAAUUAGUUGAGACAAAUAUAAAUUUUUCUUGUUUAGAUUGUGUAUUUAAAAUCAAGCUUUUUUAUGCGUAUUUAUAUCUUUCCAAUCCAGAACAUAAUCCAUUUGAGCACAACUAGCAAAGAGAAAACAUUUCUAAUAUGGCCAACCCUAUCAAUUAGAAAUGACAUUCCCAUCUGAUUCCAUAUCAUUACUAUCCAUUACCGUUUGUGGGCUGGGCUAAAAUGGUGUCACCCCGAAUACAUAAAAAGAAAAUAAGCCUUUUGUUACGUAGGCAAGAAUAAUAACACAUCAUUUCAUUUCCUAAUGUUGUAUAAACACCAUAACGAAAUGCGUUCUGGGCAGAACAUUUUUACUAGAAGCACGCAAAAAUGGCAUCAAGAAGUAAACGAUGUAAUUUGAUGUUUUGUACAAUUUUCUCACCAUGGUUUGGUUUGGAAAAAGAGUAAUUUGGAAUUCUCCAGGUUAAAAAUACGUCUUAAUUUUAACUUUGAUCUACGUCUUGGAAUGUUUGUAUUGCCGAAGACAGUGCUGAUGAAUAUUCACUAGAAAAUAUUCCAAAUCUCCAUUUUUGUUUGAAAUCGUUUUCAAAAUUGAAACAGUUUGAUAAACAGUUGUUAUAUAAAUUAAGCAGUUAAAAAGAAUAGUACUUCAUCAAGAAUUUAUCUAGUAUUAAACUAGAAAUUUUAUUCAUAGUUUUUUUUAAAGCAUUUUGCGAUUGAAUGAUUAUAUUAAGAGACAAUUGAAUAUUUAGAUUCCAUUUUGAGGUUAUUAAAUAGCCCUGAUAUUUUAUGCAAAAGAAUUAAAAUCGAAUUUAUUUAAGAAUACCAGUGCUUAGAAUUAUUACAGAAUAAUUGAAACUCGGAAUUUAACUAAACGAAACUCAACUUGAUCUAUAUUUAUUAAAGAAAAAAUGUACAACUCUCCUUUAAAAAGCAUUUUGAAUAUUUAACUUCUUUUAAAACCAAUUACGAAUUUUUUCCGUCCUAAAUUAGUUAAACGUUUAUUAACUAAGUUAGUUAAAACACGUUUUAAUAAUGGUAUUUUACAGAAGUUUCAACUUUCUCUGUCCAAUGUUUGUUUUUGUUUUUUGUGGUGUGGUAGCCAAAAACGAUUUAUUUAGGUUGAUUGAUCGAGAUUUGAUUUGUGAUUCGAAAUCGGUGAUUCAGUCUUUUACAGCCUAUUCCAUAUCUAACUGCGCGACUGCCUGUAAAUUGAAGAAAUCUUGUGGAAUGUUUGCUGUUAGUCAUGUUUAUGACAAUUCAUCUUUGAAUGAAGAUAAACCUAAGAAGAAUGUGAAAAUGACUUGUGCUCUUUGUAAAUCUUCUAAUUUAACUUCAGUUGUUGAAAAGAAAGGAUGGUCUAUGUACAUGAAAUGGCUACGAGAAAUAAAAUUCCAUAUUUUGGACACUGACAACAAGCCAUCAGCUCCUGAUAUAUCCCCAUUGGUCACUUGGAACAUAGAUUGCAAUAGUCCAGAAAUAACCACGAAAAGAAAUGGCGUCAUCAUUGGAAUAUGAUAUAAUUUAAUUUAAUUGAUCCCAUUUCAA
Messenger RNA from Parasteatoda tepidariorum (common house spider), 1555 nucleotides. Lineage: Eukaryota; Metazoa; Arthropoda; Arachnida; Araneae; Theridiidae. The record is from RefSeq and is a predicted model, not a curated record.